This is a messenger RNA of Fusarium fujikuroi IMI 58289, 1755 nucleotides long. Its product is annotated as related to tetracycline resistance protein (probable transport protein). Gene Ontology annotation, biological process: transmembrane transport. The coding region runs from base 1 to 1755 and encodes 584 amino acids. The record is from RefSeq and is a predicted model, not a curated record. NCBI's taxonomy places the organism in Eukaryota, Fungi, Ascomycota, Sordariomycetes, Hypocreales, Nectriaceae. Gene Ontology annotation, molecular function: transmembrane transporter activity. The transcript is spliced from 2 exons.
AUGGCGCCCUCACGAAGUACCUCCUCGAAUGCUGCUGCCAGGGCCAUGGCUGUCAAUCGAACAGCCUCGUCUGGUUCAUUCCAUGCCGGCGCGCCGAUCCCUACUCUGAGUUCCCUGCGACGACAGUCUCAUCGAUACCAGACCUUUCCUACCACUCCUCCCAAGACUCCUCUCGAACAACCGUACGCUCCAUCGAAUGGAAGCGAUUCCGAAGAUGAAGACGAUCACGAAGAGACGCCCUUGCCUGUGCGACAGCUGCUCUUGCUGGCGUUUCUCUCCCUCGCGGAGCAGACCGCGCUGAACUCGAUAUCGCCGUAUUUACCUGAAAUGGUACUUAAUAUGCCCGGUAUUCCUGACGAUGAGGCCGGUCUAUAUGUUGGAAUACUUGCGAGUUCUUUCGCAUUGGCGCAGCUGUCGACCAACUUCCUCUGGGGGUAUGCCUCGGAUGUCAUUGGACGCAAGCCAGUUCUGAUCAUGGGUACGACCGCUCUGAUGGGGUGUUUCUGCGCAUUUGGCUUCUGUAAGGAAUACUGGCAGAUCGUUGUUGUCCAUGUCGCAAUGGGACUUCUCAAUGGAAAUGCCGCAUGCGUUCCCACAGUCCUGGGAGAGGUUACAGAUCGCUCUAACCAGAGCCGCGCAUUCACAUACCUGCCUGUCAUCUACUCCCUCGGUAGCAUCACAGGACCUGCGCUGGGUGGCAUUCUUGUCGGCAGGAUGGGCAAAGAGUACCCUUAUCUUGCUCCCAACAUACUGUCCGCUGGUCUCCUCGCUCUGAGUGUCGUGGUGGUCAGCAUCUGGUUCGAAGAGACACUGGACAAGACUGAAGUCAACUUUGAGAAGCCCGCCUGGGUCGAGAAGAUUGUUUCCUGGUUCUCUUCACCUACGCCCCCACCUCGACGAGCAUCUUGGAGCGCGCGCUGGCCUCGAUCUCAAUCCUACCAGAACCAGCCCCUUCUCUCCUCCGGACGAGCGCUCGAAUCCGAUGACGAUGACGAAGAGACCGAGAACGACGACGAAAGCGAUAACAAGGCGGAUCCGGCAAUGUCCGCGUGGAAAGACCUCAGCCGAACCACGAUCCUCAUUCUUUUCACGUAUCUCGUCUUCCAACUCUCCAACAUCUCCUUCAACAGUCUCUACCCCAUCUUUGCCGCUACGCCACCACCUGCCGGCCGCGACUUAUUGCCCAGUAAGAUUGGGAUCAGUCUGAGCAUUGCAGGUUUGGCAAGCUGCAUCUUCCAGGCUUUCCUUUUCCAAGCGCUCAAGGUCAGAUUGGGUAAUCUCGGUACUUACCAAAUCUCGCUUCUGGGACUGGGUAUCAGCAUGCUGCUUAUGCCGUGGGUUGGCUACGCCGAUAGCAAGCCUUUGUUUGGUCUGGGAAGCGGCAAGAUGUGGCUGUACAUUGAGCUUGGAGUGGUGUUGAUCUUGAAGAACCUUUGUGCUGUGGGUGGUUUGUCGAGCGUCAUGCUUCUGAUCACCAACUCCGCUCCAUCGCACUCAAGUCUUGGCAGCCUUAAUGGCAUGGCGCAAACCCUUUCCGCUCUCGGCCGCAGCUUCGGGCCCUUCGUAUCGGGUGGCCUCUUCAGUCUGUCCAUCAAUAUCCAACCUAAGGGCGAAGCAUUGGCUUGGAGCAUCUUUGGCGGUCUGGCCAUUUUAGGCUGGGUCUCGUCUCUCUUCAUCCGCCGCGACGGCCUUGAGAGCGACGAUUGGCAGGGCUCGGAUGAGAACCUCGCUGAGCAGGAUGCCGACGCCGCGUGA